Molecule: messenger RNA, 2774 nt
Organism: Mugil cephalus (flathead mullet)
Lineage: Eukaryota; Metazoa; Chordata; Actinopteri; Mugiliformes; Mugilidae
Gene: prdm8b
Product: PR domain containing 8b
Exons: 4
Coding region: 417-2126 (569 amino acids)
Biological process (GO): regulation of DNA-templated transcription
Cellular component (GO): nucleus
Molecular function (GO): protein binding
Source: RefSeq, a predicted model, not a curated record
GCCGCAAACAAAAAGUGUGUGUCGGUGUGCCAGUCAGCCAGAGCAUCGGGCCCCAUCUGCACGGCUCCCUCUCUCUCUCCCUCUCCCUCCUCUUCUGUUCUGUCUGUCUCUCUUUAUCACUCCAGCUCUCUCUACCCUGCUCGUUCACUGCCAGUGUCGGCGACUAUCUGCAGUAGCAGCAGCGGCAGCGGCACUGUCACUUUCAUGCACCAGGGGGAAAUGUACUGAUACUACGGAGCAGACCGGGAGCGCAUCACCAUCCACAUCAUCUCCAUCAGCGUCAUCCCCUCCGUUUGUUUUCGGGGCUUUCUUUUUUUAUUUUCCCGCCCCGGGGGUUGCGCGCAGGUUUGGAUUCACAGCGUCGCUCUCAAAUCGUUACUGGAUUAUUGUUCCUCCUCAUCGACGGAAAGUGUGAAAUGGAGGAGUCCAGCUCUCAGAAGUUGGUGUGGGAUGGGGACGCCAAAGCGGUGCAGCAGUGUCUGACGGACAUAUUUACAAGCGUCUACACGACGUGCGACAUCCCAGAAAACGCCAUUUUCGGGCCUUGCGUGUUGAGCCACACGUCGCUGUAUGACAGCAUCGCCUUCAUAGCUCUGAAAUCCACCGACAAACGCACAGCACCUUACAUCUUCAGGGUGGACACCUCGGCAGCAAACAGUACCUCAGAGGGCUUGAUGUGGCUGAGGCUAGUCCAGUCGGCCCGGGACAAGGAGGAGCAGAACCUGGAGGCCUACGUGAAGAACGGCCAGCUCUUCUACCGCUCGCUCCGCCGGAUUGAGAAGGACGAGGAGCUGCUGGUCUGGUACGGCAAAGACCUCAUUGACCUGCUGCUGCUUAGUUCCAGCAGAGCGCCUGUCAAGAGCAAAGGUUCGUCCCACCACUCCUGUCCGGACUGCAGUCAGCGGUUCCAGUUCGAGUUCCCGUUCUUGGCCCAUCUCCGAUUCCGUUGCACCAAGAGACUGCAGAGUAUCACAGGGGCCGACGAGGAGCCCAGCAAAGAGGGCAGUGCAGAGCGACCAAACACAACCCCGACCCGGAGCAGCCCGAAGCUGGGCCGCUCCGACGGCUUUGGCAGCCCUCAGGACGGCAACAAACCCUCCACAGACUUUCAUAAUCUGGCCAGGGAUCUAGAGAAUAACCGGACCAGUCCGCCGAGCGACAAGGAGGCCGAGAUCUGCAGCGAGAGCUCUGGGAAGAGGAAGUUCUCUGAUAUAGAGGACAGGGAGUGCCGAGCGCCCAGCCUUCCGCAGUCCAAGACUAAAGAUGAGCUAGCAACCUCUGCGCAAAACUACAGAGGAGUGUACGGCCUAGAGGACAACCGCAGGUCCUUCUCCCCACCAAGUUCUACCGAGCAUGGGGACGUCAAACGCAGCGCCUUCACCGAGGUCAAGAAGACGUCCCAGAACCUCAAGCACCACAGCGGCAGCAAAAACCUCCAAAGCUCCAACUCCGAAAACAAAGAUGGAGGUCGUCCCAGUAGCAACCCUUCAGAGAAGCAUCUAAACAUCAGACAGGUGCUGUCGGAGACCCAGCCACCCCAAAGUUCGCCCAUGGGCAGCGCUUUCACCUCCGUGAGCCAGCAAGGCAGCGGCAGUGGUGGUGAACGGAAGAGUGCCUUCAGCCAGCCGUCGCGCUCCUUCUCCCAGAUCUCGCCACUGGUGAUGCCGCCCAAGCUGCUGGACUGCCACCCAGCAGUGGGCGACACCAUCUCCUCCAACAGACUCUAUCAGGCCGACCACCUUGCGGCCAAGCUGCAGGGCGCGGAGUUGGGCGCCAACUGCCCCGUGCCAGGCGGCAUGGCCAAACAGAACCCCUUCGUCUACGCCACUGCCUUCUGGCCCAAGAACUCCGGACCUAUCCAGCUUCAGAUGCCCUCAGCCCUCACCCUUCUGCCGCCCUCCUUCACCUCCCUCUGUCUGCCGGCGCAGAACUGGUGCGCCAAGUGCAACGCCUCCUUCCGAAUGACCUCGGACUUGGUUUACCACAUGCGAUCCCACCACAAAAAGGAGUACGCCAUGGAGCCUCUGGUCAAGCGGCGGCGAGAGGAGAAACUCAAGUGCCCCAUAUGCAACGAGUCCUUCCGGGAGCGGCACCACCUGUCACGUCACAUGACCUCCCACAACUGACUUUUAAAGACAAACAAGGGAGGGACUUUCGUUUGACAAGUAGGGACUAUGAACCUGCCUGGAUUUUAACUCUCCGAUUGGAGAUAGGUCACAUAGAAACACAACAAUACCCCUUGCACUCGUUUUCACUUUGGACUAUGAACUUUGAAUUCCUUCCGGUUUACUUUUUCUCCCCUGUACAAAAUGUCAUGUUUUGGCUGUAUGCAAAUGCAUUUUGACUUGGAAAAUUAAUCUAUUUAUGAAGCACUUAAAAGUUUGAGAAUAAGGGAAGAUUUAAAUAUGUGUAAAUGUACAGUAAGUUGUAUUUUAUAUCAUAUAAAUGCAAAUAUAGAGAAGAAUUACUGAUGUAGUCACGCGUCAUGGUUUACAACACAGCAAGUUUUUUCAUGUCUACGACGAGGACGGACACAAAUUGGGGGAAAUUAUGUCAGACUAUAUUUUAGAGUGCAUGUAAUAUGAAAUGAUAUUGAUUUAAGAUGCAGUCUAUACAUCACAGUGUACAUAACUUGUUUUAUUUGAAAUACAAAGUGUAAUAUUUUGUGUCAGUGGGGAAUAGUUUCAGUGUUUCUUCCUUUUGCGAAAAUUUACUACUUGAUAGUUUAUCUAAUCAUGUUGAAUGCAUUGACAAUAAAAUAGCUUUAUUUUCAA